AUGGAGAUGUUCAAGGUGUUGAUGUCCCUUGCUUUGCUUUCUGUGGUGGCAGUGUUUUUGCGUCUGUAUAAGGCUCUGGUGACUGAGCCAGCGAGGGUUAGAAGGAUACUGAAGAAGCAGGGAAUAGGCGGACCACCACCAAGUUUUCUACUCGGUAAUAUGAUGGAGGUCAAGAAACCAAUCGAUGCGGCCGCAAAAGCUACUAAAUCCGCCGCCAAUAAUGGAACCCAACUCGACCACAACUGGGUUGCCACUCUCUUUCCAUUCUUCGAGAAGUGGAGACAAAUAUACGGUAUAUUACACAACAAAAUCAUCAUCAUUACGGUCUCAGGUGAAUUGUUUGUGUUUUCUCUUGGUAAUUCACAAAUAAUGUAUGUGAAUCACCCUGAUUUGAUAAAAGAGAUAACCACGCAUACAACCUAUGACUUGGGUAAACCUUCAUAUCACCGAAAAGAGUUUGGUCCUUUGCUUGGCGAUGGCAUUCUUACCACAAAUGGACCUACCUGGGCAUAUCACAGAAAAGUCCUUGCUCCUGAAUUGUACAUGGAGAAAAUCAAGGGAAUGAUAAGCCAAAUAUCAGAGUCUGUAGUUAUUCUGGUUGACGCAUGGAAGAACAAAAUUGAUUCUGAGGGUGGACUUGCAGAUAUAAACAUUGACGAGUACAUGAGAACCUUUUCGGGAGAUGUGAUUUCAAGAGCUUGUUUUGGUAGCAAUUAUGUUAAGGGAAAAGAGAUUUUCAACAGACUUAAAGUUCUCCAGGAGGCUACUUCUGAUAAAGUUUUNAUUCUUCGAGAAGUGGAGACAAAUAUACGGUGA
Messenger RNA from Ilex paraguariensis (yerba mate), 816 nucleotides. The record is from the annotation of a GenBank genome assembly. Lineage: Eukaryota; Viridiplantae; Streptophyta; Magnoliopsida; Aquifoliales; Aquifoliaceae.